CGGCGCGGUCGGUGGCGGCCCUGAGGAGAGUGGCUGCCGCCAUGAUAGAACAGCCGAAGCGCAAAGGCCCAGAGUUGCCGCUGGUCCCAGUCAAGCGGCAGCGGCAUGAGUUGCUGUUGGGAGCAGCGGGGUCGGGCCCCGGACCCGGGCAGCAGCAGGCAGCGCCGGGAGCUUUGCUGCAGGCGGGGCCUCCAAGAUGUUCUUCCCUUCAAGCUCCAAUCAUGCUUCUCUCUGGACAUGAAGGAGAAGUGUACUGCUGCAAGUUCCAUCCCAAUGGAUCGACCCUAGCAUCUGCAGGAUUUGACCGACUGAUAUUGUUAUGGAACGUCUACGGUGAUUGUGAUAACUAUGCUACCUUGAAAGGACACAGUGGAGCGGUGAUGGAACUGCAUUAUAACACAGAUGGCAGUAUGCUCUUCUCAGCGUCCACAGAUAAAACUGUGGCAGUGUGGGAUAGUGAAACUGGUGAGAGGGUUAAAAGACUGAAGGGACAUACUUCCUUUGUGAAUUCCUGUUAUCCAGCCAGGAGGGGCCCCCAGCUUGUCUGCACUGGCAGUGACGAUGGUACAGUUAAGCUUUGGGACAUCCGGAAGAAAGCAGCCAUCCAGACAUUUCAGAACACUUACCAGGUGUUAGCUGUGACCUUCAACGACACAAGUGAUCAGAUUAUUUCUGGUGGAAUAGACAAUGAUAUCAAGGUCUGGGAUCUGCGCCAAAACAAGCUAACGUACACCAUGAGAGGCCAUGCAGAUUCAGUGACUGGCCUAAGUUUAAGUUCUGAAGGCUCUUACCUCUUGUCCAAUGCAAUGGACAAUACAGUUCGAGUCUGGGAUGUCAGGCCAUUUGCUCCUAAAGAGAGAUGUGUGAAGAUAUUUCAAGGAAAUGUGCACAACUUUGAAAAGAAUCUUCUGAGAUGUUCUUGGUCACCUGAUGGAAGCAAGAUAGCAGCUGGCUCAGCUGACAGGUUUGUAUAUGUGUGGGAUACCACAAGCAGGCGGAUUUUGUAUAAGCUGCCUGGCCAUGCUGGUUCCAUCAAUGAAGUGGCUUUCCAUCCUGAUGAGCCCAUCAUUCUCUCAGCAUCCAGUGACAAGAGACUAUAUAUGGGGGAGAUUCAGUGACGAUAUGGAAGACUGCAAGACUUCUUGACCUUGAGACCUCAGACUAUAUAAGUGGCAUCAAAUGGUGGUGCCCAGGCCAACAUCCUCCCUUCAAACGAAGAUCAUUACUAGAAAGAAACAGGAGGAGGUGGCCAUAUUCCAACAAACACAUGUAUCCCAUUUCACCAGGAUGAUUAAGGCACGCUUCAGUGGCCUCUAAAAACCAUCUGCCAGAUUCAGGGACUUGUUUGGUUUUGUUUUUUGUUUUAUUUUUGUUUUUUUAAUAUGUUUUCUUCAAUGGGAUAGACAUUAUAGUUUCCUGUUUUCUUUCUAAUCCAGGCUGAAGGCAGGGAAUGUAACUGAAAUUUGUUGGGGAUUUUUUUUUUUUAAUUCAGUACUAGCUUGUAUGUUUUCUUUCUGUGUUUCUCUGAGUCAUUUUGUAUUAAAAUCCAAAUAGAUGCCUUUUUCAA
Messenger RNA from Talpa occidentalis (Iberian mole), 1567 nucleotides. It is a transcript of the gene SNRNP40, whose product is annotated as small nuclear ribonucleoprotein U5 subunit 40. The transcript is spliced from 10 exons. Lineage: Eukaryota; Metazoa; Chordata; Mammalia; Eulipotyphla; Talpidae. The record is from RefSeq and is a predicted model, not a curated record. Gene Ontology annotation, molecular function: RNA binding; protein binding. The coding region runs from base 42 to 1118 and encodes 358 amino acids. Gene Ontology annotation, cellular component: catalytic step 2 spliceosome.